Marmota monax (woodchuck) is the source of this 4550-nucleotide messenger RNA. RefSeq names its product arylsulfatase D. The coding region runs from base 228 to 2087 and encodes 619 amino acids. Gene Ontology annotation, molecular function: arylsulfatase activity. The transcript has 10 exons. The record is from RefSeq and is a predicted model, not a curated record. NCBI's taxonomy places the organism in Eukaryota, Metazoa, Chordata, Mammalia, Rodentia, Sciuridae.
UUCCCUAAACUGCCCUGCCUGCAUGGGGCGGUCACCCUGCUCGGGCUCCAUCCAGAUUAAGCAGCUCCAGAAGCCCCAGCUUCACCUGGCGGUGCGGACCCGGAGAACCAGUUUUCAGGCGCCACUCCCCAGGCCGAGUCGGGAGGUUAAUCGGAUGAAGUGAGCCGUGGGGGUCCAGGAGCGCGCCCAGCAGCCCGGUGGGCGGAGACGCCAGCGUGGGCGGGAUCAUGCCCAGGUCUGGGGUCAAGGUCCUGCCCCGGCGCCAGCACUCAGCCAUGGGAUCCACGCAGAAGAGUGCUCGCAGGCCCAGGGGACGCGCCUCGGCCACCGCCAGGGACUCCACGCUGCUUCUCCUCCUUGUAUGUUGGCUUCUGCAGACCUGUGAGCCGAAAUCACCGAACGCCUCCAAGCCAAACAUCCUGCUGAUCUUGGCAGAUGAUCUGGGCAUCGGGGAUGUUGGUUGCUAUGGGAACCGUACACUGAGGACCCCCAAUAUCGACCGGCUGGCGGAGGAGGGUGUGAGACUCACCCAGCACCUGGCGGCCGCCCCGCUCUGCACCCCGAGCAGAGCUGCCUUUCUCACCGGGAGAUAUGCCCUCCGAUCAGGAAUGGACAACGAUAAGUACCGGGUCCUCUACUGGAACGCGGCCUCUGGCGGGCUUCCUGCCAACGAAACCACUUUUGCAAAAAUCCUAAAGCAGCAAGGCUAUGCCACCGGCCUCGUAGGAAAGUGGCACCAGGGAGUGAGCUGCGCAUCCCGCGGGGACCACUGCCACCACCCGCUGAACCACGGCUUUGACUACUUCUACGGCCUGCCCUUCACCCUGAUCAACGACUGCGACCCCGACAGGCCCCCCGACCUGUGGGUCAGCGUGGCUGCCCGGUUCAGCCGCUACACCCGCGUCCUGGCUCUGGGCGUCCUGACGCUUGCCGCCGCCAAGCUCAGCGGCCUCCUCUCGGUUCCCUGGACGGUAGUUGGGGGCGCGGCCAGCCUCGUCUUCCUCUUCUUCAUCACGUGGUUCUCCAGCUGUGGGUUCGUGCGUCGCUGGAACUGCGUGCUCAUGCGGAACCACCAGGUCACCGAGCAGCCCAUGGAUGUGGGGAGCACCACCCGACGGAUGCUGCAGGAAGCCACGGCCUACAUCCAAAGAAACAAGGACAGGCCCUUUCUCCUCUUUGUGUCCCUGAUGCACGUCCACACUCCUCUGGUGACCUCGAAAGCCUUCCUUGGGAGAAGCCGCCAUGGUUUAUAUGGAGACAACGUGGAGGAGAUGGACUGGUUUGUAGGUAAAGUCCUCCACGCCCUUGACGAGAACGGUCUGAAGAACUCCACGCUCACCUAUUUUGCCUCUGAUCAUGGAGGGUUACUGGAGGCCACAGAAGAACACCAGCAGCUGGGGGGGUACAACGGGAUCUAUAAAGGUGGCAAAGGCAUGGGUGGCUGGGAAGGGGGCAUCCGAGUCCCUGGGAUCUUCCGGUGGCCUGGUGUGCUGCCCGCUGGCCGUGUGAUCCAGGAGCCCACCAGCCUGAUGGACGUGUUCCCCACCGUGGUCCAGCUGGGGGGCGGCCAGGUGCCCCAGGACAGGGUGAUUGACGGCCGCAGCCUGGUACCGCUGCUGCGAGGAGAUGUGGAGCACUCUGAGCACGAGUUCCUCUUCCACUACUGUGGACAGUUCCUGCACGCGGCCCGCUGGCACCACAGGGAGAGUGGGAGGCUCUGGAAGGUCCACUACACGACACCGAGGUUCCAGCCCGCGGGCUCGGGCGCCUGCGGGAACCAGCAUCUGUGCCCCUGCUCCGGGGACGGCGUCACCCAGCACAGCCCGCCCCUGCUCUUCGACCUCUCCAGCGACCCUUCCGAGGCCCGGCCACUGUCCCCCGACUCGGAGCCGCUGUUCCACGCCGUGGUCCAGCGCGUGGGCGAGGCCGUGGCGCGGCACCGGGGGACCCUGCGUCCUGUCCCGCAGCAGCUGACCCUGGGCAACGUCCUGUGGAAGCCGUGGCUGCAGCCCUGCUGCGGCACCUUCCCCUUCUGCUCCUGCAGCAGCGACGACGGGGACAGCUCCUCCCAAGAGCCAGCGCCAUGAGAAGGUGUCCCAGGGCCACCAGGGGACAGCGUCUCCAAGGAGACCCCUCCCCCGUUCCCCCCUUGAGGACCCUGCGGCAGCCGGGAGUGGGUCACUGAGCCAUCUUGCUCUGAGAGGAUUCCAGGGACCACCCCUCUCCUGACCCUGGGGUCUCACAGGGGCUGACUUCCUGUCCCCUCAGCUGCCAAUCACCACAGAGCUGCAUUGGGAACACCUAGCCUGACCACAGGCCAAGCAAACGGGUCUGCACCCAGUCCACUUAGGUUGGCCGAGUAAAGAUCCUGUUCUGUGCUUGGGAAUCAGUGAUCGCCGAGGAUUGACCCUCAUGGCCACCUCUUGGGGUCACUGUCUUGGUACCCUUGCUGUGUGACUUAGAAAUUGCCUCCAGGCUAUCCACAAAAGUCCCAGAGAAUAAGAAAACUUUCAACAAGAUUGCAGGAUAAUGUCUCCCAGGAAAUGGGAGGCCCAGAGGGACACAAGUUCAUCCCAACUUCCUGCUGUACUGCCCUAACUAUGGGAGAGUGGGCCCCCUGGUGUCAGGAGGGUUGCUGCAGCCCUGGCCCUCCCAUACCCAAUCCAGGCAAUAGGAUAGAGCCAGAACUAAGAGGCCUCCUCUCCUCUGAGUCUGUCCCUGUGAAGGAUAAUUAUCACAGAACCCACAACUUUUGGCUUUCAGCUCUCUGUAGAGAGAACCGGAAAUUGAGAAAUACCUGGCUCUCGUGAAGCAAGAGUAAGUCUCUGCGGCAUAUAAAUGAGAACAGCUUCCUUGAGUGGGCCGAGGUUUUUGAUGUAUCACUAAAACUGCCAGAAGAAACACCCUUUAUCUCAUCCUGCUGGGAAGCACACGCAAAUACCAGUACCUGUUAUUAGCAAAUGAUCAUCAAAAGAGCAGAAGGCCUCUGGAUGUAUGGUUUCCACCUUGGACAAAGCCCUAGAGCCUUCAGAUAGAUCAAAGAAAGGCACCUUGCAUGCUUCAAUUAUUUAAGGUCGCGGUGGCACACACCUGUAAUCCCACUGGCUCUGGAGGCUGAGGCAGGAGGAUCACCAGUUGGAGGCCAGCCUCGGCAACUUAGCAAGACUCCUGUCUCAAAUUUUUUUAAAAAGGGGGCUGGGGGUGUGGCUCAGUGGUUAAGCACCCCUGAGUUUAAAAAAUAAAUUAAAAAUCCAGAGCUUUCGUACCAGGGACCAAGUGAGAGCAGUAUUCGAGGGAACAGGGAGGCAGGGAGGUUUGUGAGGUCCUGCAGCACAGAAAUGCAACCCAGCUAACACAGAGUAAGCAUUAUUUCUUGCAUUGAUCCACAUAGCAAGGAAAUCAAGGGGCAAUCAGCACAUAUAGGUUUGGGGACUAGAAACUGACACUGGCUGAAUAGCCCUCUCUCAGUGAGCCUAUUCCAAUUUGCACAUGGCCUAACAUCCUAUAAGGGCCCCCUCUAACAUAUCUCUUAGCAUGUAAAUGUGGGUCUUGCUGAGGCCAGUUACUUCUGGGCGGGCAGCUAUGGUCAGAUCUCCCUGCACCUGUUCCCAGCUGUCCCAUUGCUGGUCUUGAACAAAGAACUUCUUUGGCGAGGGUCUUCCUGCCACUCAUCUCAAGCACAGGACAUGCAUUCCUGUUCUGUCUCUAGCCACCAACUUGAAAUUGGACCCAACCAAGGAGCCACUGUGAUACCCAGCCAUGGAAGCUUCUGUCAUCCAGAGAUCAGGGGGGCAGAGUGUCUCCCUGGGCGAGGGUCCCAGACAAGGGCGGAGGGUUCUGCUAACCAGGCAGCUGACCCUACCUGCCCUGGCUCUUAAAGUCCUUGGAGGGAAAUGAAUUAUAGGUAGAGGGUUUUGUUGUGGUUUAGAUCCAGAAUGUCCUUCAAAGUCUCUUGUGUUGAAAGUGUGGUCCCCAGGGCAAGAGUGCAGAGGUAGGCUUUGGGGAGGUGAUUGGAUCUCGAGAGCUCUGAGCUCAUCAGUGGGUUAGUCCAUUGAGGGCUGAACGGGUGACUGGGAGAUGGUAGGACAUGGAGCCUACUUGGAGGAAAUGCUUCCUUGGGGGUGUGGCCUUGGGGACUAUAUCCUGUCCCUGGCUUUUCUUCCCCCAUCUCUCCUUCCUCCUGCCCUGUCCUAAGCUGAGUUCCUCCUCCACACCCUUCCACCAUAAUGGUCUGCCUUACUUCAGACCCAGAGCCCUGAGCCAGCCAACUAUGGACAGAGAUCUGUGAAACUGUGAACCAAAAUAAAUCUAAGUUGCUUGGCUCAGGUAUUUUGUCACAGCAACAAAGAACUGAAGAACACAUUAUUCUUGUGCCUGACCCCUUCUCUCUCCAACCCCUGGCUUCCUGGCUGCCCUGUCCUGAGCUGCUCUCCUCUUCCAGGCCAUUCUGCCAUUUUGUUCUGUUCCCCUUGGGCCAGAGCCAUGGAGUCGGCCAACCAUGGACCAAAACUCGGACACCAGGAGCCAAAAUAAACCUUUCUUCCUCUCAA